AUGAAUACAAAAUAAAAAGGCUUAGCUUAACUAUUCUAUAGAAGCAUCUACAAUAACACUCAUGGUCUCUUAAAGCAACGAAUGAGAGAUCUUGUGCCAGUUAAACAAGCUUUGCUCCGAGAUGUGAGAAAGAGAUAUGGAUCCAAAGAAAUCUGCAAGGUGACAGUUGACCAAGCCAUAGGAGGCAUGAGAAACGUCUUUGCUCUUUUUUACGAUGCAUCAUUGUUGGAUGCUAAGACUGGUAUCACAAUGAGAGAUUACAACAUCCCUGAAUUGCAAGAGUAUCUCCAGAAAGGGGAGAAUGGCCAUGAGCCUCUUCCUGAAGCUCUUUUCUGGUUACUCUGCACAGGCGAUUUCCCAUCUGAGCAAGAAUUCGCUGAUUUGCAAUAAGAAUGGAAACAUAGAGGACAAUUGGAUUCGUAGACACAAAACUUCAUUUUGAGUUUACCAAAAUAAGCACAUCCAAUGACUAUGUUAUCUUAAACCCUAUUGUAUCUAUAGAAAGAUUCUCUUUUCCAACAAAAUUAUGAUCAAGGGAAGAUCUCUAAGCCCCAAUAUUGGGAGUACUUCUAUGAAGAUGCAAUGGAUUUGUUGGCCAAGAUCCCAAGAGUGGCUGCACUCAUUUACAGACAUAAAUAUAAAAAUGGAGAAAUCAUCUCAGCUGAUAACAACUUGGACUGGGCUGGUAAUUAUGCUCACAUGCUUGGAUACAAUAAAUUCGAAGUUAGAGAAUGUUUGAGAGGAUAUUUAAGCAUUCAUGCUGAUCAUGAGGGAGGUAAUGUGAGUGCCCAUACAACGCAUUUGGUUGGUUCAGCUUUGGCAGACCCAUACUUGUCAUAUUCUGCUGGUGUCAAUGGUUUGGCUGGUCCCUUACAUGGUCUCGCUAAUUAAGAAGUCCUCAAAUGGCUAUUAGAAAUGAGAGAUGAAUUGGGCGAAAACAUCUCAAACGAGAAAAUUCAAGAUUAUGUGCUUACUACGAUCAGAGAGGGCAAAGUUAUUCCAGGAUAUGGACAUGCUGUUUUAAGAUACACCGAUCCACGUUUCAUCCAUCAAAAAGAGUUUGCAGCCAGACAUAUUAAAAAUGACCCACUAGUUGAUUUAGUUAGACAAUGCUAUCAUGUUAUCCCACCUGUUUUGAAAACUAUUGGAAAGAUCUAAAACCCAUGGCCAAAUGUCGAUGCACACUCUGGAGUCUUGCUCUAUCAUUAUGGAAUGAGAGAGUUCUAAUAUUACACUGUCGUAUUCGCAGUCUCAAGAGCAUUAGGAUGCAUGGCUAAUCUUAUUUGGUCCAGAGCAUUUGGAUUACCAAUUGAAAGACCAGGAUCCAUUACUAUGAGAUGGAUUGAAGAGAAGUAUGGUGAAAACUAAAACUCUAAAUGA
This is a messenger RNA of Paramecium tetraurelia, 1380 nucleotides long. RefSeq lists its product as uncharacterized. Gene Ontology annotation, cellular component: mitochondrial matrix. The transcript has 6 exons. The record is from RefSeq and is a predicted model, not a curated record. Lineage: Eukaryota; Ciliophora; Oligohymenophorea; Peniculida; Parameciidae. Gene Ontology annotation, biological process: tricarboxylic acid cycle; carbohydrate metabolic process.